Rotaria sp. Silwood2 is the source of this 1584-nucleotide messenger RNA. The record is from the annotation of a GenBank genome assembly. Lineage: Eukaryota; Metazoa; Rotifera; Eurotatoria; Philodinida; Philodinidae.
AUGAUGAAUAAACAAACGAUUGACACUUCAUCUUCAGAACAACAAUAUAAUCGUAUAAUCGUAGAUGCAUCUGAAGAUUCAGCAACCAUAAGCAGUACAAUCAAUACCAUGGAAAUAGAAACCGACCCUUUAUUAGAUGAAUAUCAAGUAGAACCAUCUUCAGCAGGUUUCUUCUUAUGUUCAAAAUUACAUGCACGUUAUACCGUUGCUAUAUGGGCUUUCUUUGGUUUCUUUUGUUUAUAUGCAAUGCGAGUUAAUUUAUCUGUAGCUAUUGUUGCUAUGGUAGCACCACAAAGUACAUUAAAUCAAUCAGUUGAAGCAUGUCCAGCAGCCGAGAAAAACUCAACAAAACCUCCAACAAAAUAUGAGUUUGAUUGGGAUCCAUCUAAAGAAGGAAUCAUUUUAGGAGCAUUUUUCUAUGGUUAUACUGCUACUCAAGUGAUUGGGGGAAAUUUAGCAGAGAAAUUUGGUGCGAAAUGGAUAUUUGGUGGAGGCAUAUUUAUAGCUAGCAUUCUGACACUCUUAACACCAGUCGCCGCUCGUAUUCAUUAUAAACUACUCAUCGCUAUCAGAGUAAUAAUUGGCAUGGCUUCUGGUCCAGCAUUUCCAUCUGCAGCAGCUCUCUGGGGCAAAUGGGUACCAACAUCGGAACGUAGUACUGUUCCACCGGCAGCUCAGACUGGUACUAGUAUUGGUAUAAUAUUUACAACACCAUUAGUUAGUAUAAUGACUGAAAAUGGAUUCAUUGGUGGAUGGCCAUCGGCAUUUUAUGUUUUUGGUAUUGCAUCAUGUAUAUGGUUUAUAUGUUGGUGUUUUUUUGGUUUUAAUUCUCCAAAUGAACAUCCACGUAUUUCAAACAAAGAACGUCUUUUUCUCAAUAAACAUAUACCACCACGUCCAUCGAAACACCGAAGUACACCAUGGAAGAAAAUUGCUUGCUGUCCACCUGUUUAUGGUCUGGCUAUAAUGCAUGUCUGUUAUAACUAUAUUUAUUAUACUUUAUUAACAUCAUUACCCACUUAUUUUGCUACUAUACUUAACUUUAAUUUACAACAGAAUGGUUUUAUUUUUGCUUUACCUUAUUUUGUACAAUUUUUAAUAACCAUUAUUGUUGGUCAAAUAGUUGAUCGUCUACGAGCACGUAAAACAUUUUCUAUUACAACACUUCGAAAAACACAAACGAUUAUUGGUACUAUUGGGACAUGUGGAUUUUUAGUAGCUAUUGGUUAUAUGGGAUGUAAUCAAUUUCGUGCUGUUCUUUGUUGUAUUCUUGCUGUUGGUUUUCUUGGUUUACAAACAUGUGGCGCAAUUAUUUCACAUCUUGAUAUUGCAUCAAAUUAUGCUGGAACACUUGUUGGUAUUACAAAUACAUUAGCAACAAUACCAGGUUUUGUUGGUCCAUAUGUUGUUGGAGUCAUCACAAAAAAUAAUCAAACAAUUAAAGCUUGGCGUCUUAUAUUUAAUAUAUCAGCCGGUGUUGGUGCUUUUGGUAGUCUUGCUUAUUGUGUUUUAUUCAAUGGUGAAGAACAAUCAUGGAAUCGAAUAGAACAUGAAAACGAUACAAAUGAAUCGACUAAUGCUUGA